AGUCAUCACCGCAAUUAACGUAGUCAAGGUCUUCGGAAUUCUCUUGCGGGGACACGGCCAUGGGAUGAAGUGGAGAAGCAAAGCUAAAAUAAUCAUUGAAGAUUUGUAAACUAGGCUUGAGAUACCAGCCUUUGGCAGCAACCUUAUUUUUUUUUCGGGAAGAAUCGACACGUCCUGAAACGCCGUUUUUUCUGGGCUUCUGGCGGCCUCAAUCUGCGCUUGCUAUCUCUCGGGAUCCCCCGAGAACUUAUCACCGCGACCAAGGUCCUGCACACGCAGCGAGAUGGAAAUGAGAUGGAUUUUUCAGUCUGUAUCUGGGCCUCGCUUAUAUAACUAGCCAGAUCUGGCCCCAGCUCUCGGCGAACGGCCAGAAGACUCAGUCCAUUCAAAUCCUUACUUCAUUUCUCUCGAGGAGAAUUCCCCAAAUUAAUAUAACUUCGCGUCUUUGAUAAGACCAGUAUUAAAAGAUGUUGAAUCUUGCUUCCCUCUCUGCUUUUGGCAGACGGACGGUCCAUAAAUGGACCACCAAAGAAGGCUUCUUGGGUGACUAUGACUAUAAGUACCUUUUUGUGCCGGACGUGCCUUUCACAAAGAAGGAGGCAAAAACCCAGCCGUUCUUUGGCUUGAACUCGGACAUGCCGCUUUUUCUUGGAUUCAUUUUGGGUUUCCAGCAUGCCUUGGCCAUGUUGGCCGGUGUGGUGACUCCCCCCCUCAUCAUUUCCGCCACAGCAAACUUAUCCACAUCGACCUCCGAAUAUCUUGUUUCGGCAUCGUUGAUUGCAUCGGGGAUUUUGUCUUGUAUCCAGAUCACACGCUUCAAGAUCUAUGGUACGCCGUACUACAUUGGUACAGGAUUGCUUUCGGUGGUGGGCACGUCGUUUUCCACCAUCACCAUUGUUUCAAGCGCGUUUCCCAUCAUGUAUUCCAACGGCAUGUGCUCGGUUGUUGACGGCGUGGACCAGGCAUGUCCGGAGGGGUACGGGCGUAUCUUGGCCACCGGCAUAGUGUGUGCGUUGAUCAACGUCUUGCUAUCAUUCACACCCUCUAAGAUUCUCCAGAAAGUGUUUCCUGCCAUUGUCACCGGCCCGGUCGUGCUUUUGAUCGGUGUCAAGUUGAUCGAAAGUGGGUUCAAAGAUUGGGUCGGAGGCUCGUCGUGCGUGGAUUCCACCUGUGGCAAGAAAAACUUGCCUUGGGGCUCGGCCGAGUUCAUCGGACUAGGUUUCCUCGUGUAUGUGACCAUCAUUCUCUCGGAGAAGUUCGGUUCGCCCAUCAUGAAGUCCUGUGCGGUCAUCGUGGGUUUGCUCGUUGGAUGCAUUGUGGCGGCAGCCUGUGGCUAUUUCUCCAGCGAGGCCAUUUCUGCGGCUCCUGUGAUCACUUUCCCCUGGGUCGAGACGUUCCCUUUGAAAAUCUACGGCCCGCUCGUGUUGCCGUUCUUGGCCGUGUACAUAGUUUUGGUCAUGGAGGCCACGGGAGACAUCACGGCCACCUGUGACGUGUCCAGAUUGGAAGUCGAGGGCAAGGAGUUUGAGUCGCGGAUCCAGGGUGGAAUUCUCUGCGACGGAAUCAAUGGUAUUCUUUCCGGCUUGAUGACCGUGACGCCCAUGUCCACCUUUGCCCAGAACAACGGUGUGAUCUCCGUGACCAAGUGUGCCAACAGGAAGGUCGGCUACUGGUGUGCAUUUUUCUUGAUCAUCAUGGGUGUAUUUGGCAAGUUUGCCGGUGCUAUCGUGUCGAUUCCCAAGCCGGUGUUGGGAGGCAUGACUUCGUUCUUGUUCACGUCCGUGGCUGUUUCCGGUAUCAAAAUCAUCUCCACCACCGAGUUCACAAGAAGAGACAGGUUUGUGCUCACGUCGUCGCUUUUGCCUGGUUUCGGAGCUACCUUGGUGUCCACCUGGUUUGCCAAUGUCUUCACGUAUGAUGGCGACAACCAGUCGUUGCAAGGAUUCUAUGAUGCCAUCGUCUUGGUCAUGGAGACCGGGUUUGCUGUGACGGGUUUUGUUGGUUUGAUUUUGAACUUGAUCUUGCCCCAAGUUUCCGAUGACGUGGAGGAAAUCAACGAGCUUGUGUUGGAGACCGUUGGAUCUGCAGACGAACAAGGCUUGCAAGCCUAUGCCACCAAGGAGCAGCAGGCUUUCAGCACCACUGUCAAGGAGACCUCGUCUUCGAACCUCUGAUGUGCCCACGCUUGCGAAAACCCGUUCAAUUCUUUGCUCUAUUUUAUUUAUUCAAUUUCACCUCACUUGUAUUGAUAUUAUUUCAGACCAGCUGUUCGGAGCCGUGCAUUAGUCAUGGCGUAGUCUAAGUAAAUGGUAGAACCUCGAGUGGUUUGCGGUGAGUGAC
Metschnikowia bicuspidata var. bicuspidata NRRL YB-4993 is the source of this 2340-nucleotide messenger RNA. RefSeq names its product Xut1p (gene XUT1). The coding region runs from base 468 to 2174 and encodes 568 amino acids. The record is from RefSeq and is a predicted model, not a curated record. Gene Ontology annotation, biological process: xanthine transport; transmembrane transport. Gene Ontology annotation, molecular function: xanthine transmembrane transporter activity. The transcript has a single exon. Gene Ontology annotation, cellular component: fungal-type vacuole; membrane. Lineage: Eukaryota; Fungi; Ascomycota; Pichiomycetes; Serinales; Metschnikowiaceae.